AUGCACGAACGAUUUCCCAAAAGGUAUGUGAGAGAUAUGCAAAAUCCAAUAGAUUCCUACAGUGACAAAGAGUUCAAAAACAGAUUCAGGUUUGUAAAUAUUUUCUUUAUUGAAUGUUUAAUGCCUCUCAUAUUUAAUGAAAUUGAAGCUGUUACUACAAUGAGGGGUUUACCAGUUCCUCAACUUAUUAAACUUUUAGCAGUAUUACGAUUUUAUGGAACAGGAAACAUUCAAUUAGUUUCGGGUGAUUUGGUUAGAAUUAGUCAACCAUCAAUAAGCUUUGUUGGUGUUGAUGGAACAGUAGAUUGUACUCACAUCCCAAUACAAAGUCCUGGAGGAGACCAAGCUGAAAAUUUUAGGAACAAGAAAGGUAUAUUUUCAAUCAACGUACAAAUUGUUAGUGGCCCUAAAUGUGAGAUCUUAGAUAUUGUUGCAAGAUGGCCUGGUUCUGUUCACGACAGUCGUAUUUUUAGCAACAGCAAUGUCAAUAUGAUGUACGAACAAAAGCAAUUACCAGGAUGCCUUUUAAGUGAUGGUGGUUAUCCACAAUUGCAAUAUUUAUUUACUCCAAUCAGAAAUCCACAAACUAUAGCAGAAGAGAGAUAUAACAAAGCCCAUAUUGCAACAAGAAAUACCGUAGAAAGAUUAAAUGACAUACUAAAAAGAAGUUCUUCAUAA
Molecule: messenger RNA, 678 nt
Organism: Myzus persicae (green peach aphid)
Lineage: Eukaryota; Metazoa; Arthropoda; Insecta; Hemiptera; Aphididae
Product: putative nuclease HARBI1
Exons: 6
Coding region: 1-678 (225 amino acids)
Source: RefSeq, a predicted model, not a curated record